Messenger RNA from Symbiodinium sp. CCMP2592, 948 nucleotides. The record is from the annotation of a GenBank genome assembly. Lineage: Eukaryota; Dinophyceae; Suessiales; Symbiodiniaceae.
AUGGCCCUUGCCUUUUCUUUCGGAUAUUCAAUGAACUACUCGUGCUUGCCACAGAGGUCAAAAGAGACGCUUGCAGUAGGUUCAGGGGUCUCAGAGAAAGUUGCGGCCAGUUCUGUGACCGGUUCUGUGACCUCAGAGAACGUUGUGGCAAGUUUUGUGACCAGGGCUCCAUUGAAGAUGGAGGUGGGCAUUGACUGUGGCUUUCAUACAGAUUGUCCAAGAAGCUAUGGGGCAUCCGACAUCAGAUCGUUGAUCUCGCAGAGGACUGAGAGCUCGACUCUUGCCGCAGUCAAGGCGCUUCACGCUCAGGGCUUAGCAGAUUGCAGCGACAAGGAGAAGAUCUUGACGUCCGGUGGAUGGUGCUACUUCGCAGAAGAGUCAAAGCCGGUCACGAAAGGAGACUACUCUGAUGCCGACUGGCUCCUUCCCCGCUUCCACAAAGAGUUUGACAAAGGUUUGGCCAAGGGCCUGGUCAAGCUUCUGUUGAAAGAUGGGGACUCGAUCACGGAUUGUGGUGCUGGUGUUGGGCAAGCCGGACACAUCCUGCGUGCCCUGCUGCCCACGCUGCAGUACCAUGGAUAUGAUGGAGCCGGAAAUUCGGAAGAGUUCACCAAUGGCUAUGUGCGUUUCACCGAUCUUUCGUAUCCCAUGAAUUUGGCAGUGUCUGAUUGGGUCAUCGCUCUUGAGGUCGGCGAGCACAUCCCGUAUCAGGUCGAGAAGGAAGUCGUUGCCAACCUUCACGCUCACAAUCGCAAGGGCUUGAUUCUGUCCUGGGCGAAGCUGAAACAAGGCGGUCACGGCCAUGUGAACUGUCACAGCAAGGAGUAUAUCAUCCAGCUCUUUGAAGAACUUGGCUACAAGUGUGAUGUCCCGCUUACAGAAGCAUUACAAAACGCUUCGGGAUAUCCCUGGAUCAAGGCCAAUGUCAUGAUCCUCAGGCGAGCUUAG